Messenger RNA from Myxocyprinus asiaticus (Chinese sucker), 4217 nucleotides. RefSeq names its product transcription regulator protein BACH1-like. Gene Ontology annotation, biological process: regulation of transcription by RNA polymerase II. NCBI's taxonomy places the organism in Eukaryota, Metazoa, Chordata, Actinopteri, Cypriniformes, Catostomidae. Bases 1290 to 3323 code for a protein of 677 amino acids. Gene Ontology annotation, molecular function: protein binding; RNA polymerase II cis-regulatory region sequence-specific DNA binding; DNA-binding transcription factor activity, RNA polymerase II-specific. The record is from RefSeq and is a predicted model, not a curated record. The transcript is spliced from 4 exons.
CACACACACAUACACACACACACACAUACACACACACACACACAUACACACACACACACACACACACACACGUGUGUUUGUUUUAUAUCAUCGUGGGGACUUUCCAUAGACUUCUAUGAAUUUUAUACAGAUCUAACGAUCAUUUAUAUCCCCAAACCCUCACAGAAACCUUUGUGCAUUUUUACAUUUAAAUAAAAUAAAAUAAAAUAAAUAGCACAGUUUAGUUUGUUUAAUAAGCCAUUCCCCUCGACAAUGUAGGUGAUCUCAGGUAUUACUAUGUAGUAUAAACAUGUGUACACACACACACACACACACUUGACUAUCACAUUCUCAGCACACUGUCGAGAUAAGGAGCUCCCAUGUGUAAGGACACGUAUUUUUUACGGCUUUUCAUAACUGUAUGGAAUAUUUAAACAACACCCCGCCCGUCGUCUCUGUUUUUAGCCUCUUAGGGGCUGUUCACACCGAACACGUCUCUGCACUGUUUUUCAGUUGUUUUCUUACGUAAACUUGAGCUAUAAAGAGUACAGACGUCUUUGACCAUUACGUCGCGUCGCGUCUCGUUGUUUUCUAGCGUCUCGCGCAGGAGCGCCGCUUCAGGUUAAAAAGAGCUUAAAGUGUGAAGUGUGUAUCCUGUUUGUACACACACCAGGCAAACAAAAUAGCUAGCAAAAUAAUGUGUGCGUGUGUUUUUGAAUCCCUUUAAUAUAUUUACCAUGGUAUUCGAAGUUUCUGCCAAGAUACCAUAGUUACAGUUAUUGUUUAGAACAGUAAAUGUGUUGUCAUUUGUUUUUAGCCACCACUGUCAUUAAAAAAGAAAUGAAACAACAUUUCUGAAAGCUUCUUACACUGUUUGUAGGAGCUAGAUCUCAUAUUAAUGUAUUAUAGCUGAAGCAGUGACAAUAACCGUAGCCUUGUUACUAAGAAUAAGUAACUUUUUUUAUUUUUAUUUUCUGUUGUUUUUUUUUUUUUUCUUUGUGAAUUUCAGGUCUUUGAUAGUUAUGGAAAUAAAUAAAAUCCUAAUGAACAUUACUGUAGUGAAUAUUGAUUUUUUACAACCUCUACAAAAUUAUUAGAAAAUAUUCUUAUCCAGUAAAUAUAAAACAACUAAGAAAAAAGUCAUGAAAAAUCAAUGGUCAAAAGGUGCAGGAAUCCUAAUGAAUUGAGUUGCAUAGCCAAAAUGUCACACUGCCCGCUGUUGUGAUGUUUGGAGGGACUUGAUGGCACUAAUUCUUAUUCAGCACAUGUAUAUCUUUUCUUUAUGUUGUUAUGAUACAGAUUAACUCAACAUGUCGAUGGAGAGCUUGAAAUCCUCAGAGUUCACCUUCCAGUCCUCUGUGCACAGUUCCCAUGUUCUCCAAUGUCUGAACGAGCAGAGGAAGAAAGAUCUCCUGUGUGAUUUGACUGUUGUGGCCGAGAACCUGAGUUUCCGAGCCCACCGUGCAGUUCUGGCCUCCUGCAGUGAUUUCUUUAGCGCCCGGGUGUCCAGUCAUACAACAGCUCAAGGCCUUGUCAUCAGCCUCCCUGAUGAGGUUACUGCAGAGGGAUUUGAACCCUUAUUGGAGUUUGCAUACACCUCAAAACUCAUCUUUACCAAAGAGAAUGUGCUGGAAAUUCGUAACUGCACUACUGUCCUUGGUUUCAAGAACCUGGACAAAGCCUGCUUUGACUUCCUUCUCCCCAAAUUCUUUGACAGCAGCAGAAGAGGUUCAAAAGUCCAAAGGAAGCAGUGCUGCAAGACCAAAUGCUGCAUAUCACAAAAUGCUGAGUUGAGCUUUAUUAACAAAGAUGACAUCAAUGAUGAAGACAAAUUAUUACUCCAACCCUCAGAGUUUCAGUUCAAAGAACAGGAGCCAUCUUGCCCGCCCUCUGCACCCAUUGAGGAUGCACCAGGAGGCUGUCACAAAGUUCAAAGUGAAAGUAACACAGACUACUCCCUCCUAUGCCCAAAGUACCGAAAGUUUCAAAUAGCUUGUGGGAAGGAGCGAUCUUGUCUGGAUGUCUGCGGCUUGGAAACGGCCCCAGUGUCCCUUGAGAAGACAGAUGAGAACUGUCCCCUAGCUUGCUUUCCUUGCUCAAGCAAUGGGGACUGCAAGGAGAUCUCAAUCUGCAGUAAAACACCUCUCAAUGGCGAUGAAGAUUCGCUUCUUUCAGAAUGUUGUGCUCCAUCUGUUUGUGGCCCUUGCAGUCCUUGCAUGAACCAGCCAUCAUUACCAAGCUAUAGUGACUCAACACAGUCCAUUUGUGUCUCAGGAGACUCUGCUAAACAGGGAAUGCCCUUUUGCUCAGGCAUGAAUGAUGCAGAAAGCGCUGUUAGGAACAGUAACAUAGAGACUUGCUCUCUCGACCAAAGCAACACCCUGAGAAGUAGAGAAGAAAUAGAGGUGGCCAAGCAGCUCACGUUCUGGCCGGAGUGUCCCACCCAGGGAUCUCCAUCUCCCUCGAACUUCAACUGUCUGAAGAGCUGGCAUCUGGAUCCCAGAGCAGUGGAGUGUCCCUUCCUACAGGAUUUUGGUGCAGUGGGCGCACAACUACAUGAUGGGGAGGGCGGAUCGACAUCACAAGGCAGUCCAUAUGUACCGUCUAACCAAUCAGGGGAGGACUCUGAUAGUUUUGACACAGAGGGGGACAGUGAGUCUUACAGUAGUGAACGAGUAUGUGAGAUGGCGCUGCCGCUUUCUGUGGAGCAGAUCGUGUCUUUGAGCAGGAAUGACUUCCAGCAGAUGCUGAAGCAGCAGUGUUUUACACGGGAGCAACUCGAAUUCGUGCAUGACAUUCGCAGACGAAGCAAGAACCGUAUUGCAGCUCGACGCUGCCGCAAGCGAAAACUCGACUGCAUUCAUAACUUGGAGUGUGAAAUCGAGAAACUGAGGAGUGAGCGAGAGAAGCUCACAGCUGAGAGGAUGCAGUUGAAUCAGAUGAAGGUGAAGGCCUGGCAGACUUACUCAGGCCUGUAUGAGAGGGUCUGUGCUGAAGCUGCCCUUAGACCCGAACAGCUUCAGGUACUGGCCAAAUAUUCCUCUCCAGACUGCCCACUGUCUGCCUUCCUUUGCCCCUCCUCAGACCACUCUCAGAGCACUCAGCUUCAGCAAGCUUCAGGACUUCCUUCAUACACCUGUUGCUCUGAAGCCAAACCAUCACUUAGUUCCUCAUUGGAAUAUACUGGUGGUGUUGCACAAUCAAGCUUGCAAAACCUUUUACCUACGGGGCUUGAAGACGCUCUGUCACAUUGCUGUUCAACUGACAUAUGGCCUUCCAAGAAAAGUGGGUGUUCGAUUGUGAAACUCAGAACGGAUCUCACUGGCAAGCAUGAAACUGACUAAUAGCAAAAUCAAACAUUUGUUUGUUGAAUAUGGGCCACAGAAAAUCACUGAAGGACUUUUUUUUAUAUGUGGCACAAACACACAGAAGGUGCAUUUAAGAAAUCACUACUAUUCCUUGUCUGAUCGUAUGUCGUACAUCUUAUGUUUUUUUACUCGAAUUCUGUUGACAGGCAUAUGUGUACAUUGUGAAAUUAGUGUUUUUUUGUUUUGUUUUGUUUUUGUUUUUCAGUGUUCAAUUUUAAGUAUGACCUUAAUCAUAUUUAUAGUCUCAAUACACAUGUCCUCCAAACGUCCUCACAUUCUCAGCCUCAAUCCACAGGAUCAUGAUCAUUUUUGGACUCAUGCACAACUAAAAAGUUUGAUAGCUAAUAAAGACAUUUUUAUUCUUCUCAGGGGACAUGCUGUGUUUGGAUUAUACAGUGUUUGGACUAAACAGUGCUUUACUGUUUUCUAGCAGAAAAGAAAAUGCCUGUAUUUGCUGAAGAUGUUCCACUUUGAGCCCAGUCAGUAGAUAUUGAUAAGCACAUUUAAACUUUACAAAACUUGCAACUAAUAGACCAAUGAAUCUGGAAUCAAACUCUCAGGUGUUCAGUACUGCACAUGCUAUAGAUUCCUACUAUAGACACUGAUUCACUGAAUUGUUGAUUUUAUGUAAUUGCGGACUAAAUGUUUUUUAUCAGCUGGUUAUUUGUAAGCAAAAAUGGUUACAUAUGUAAUGGUAUAUAUUCUGUUUUAGGAAAAAAGCAGAUCAUUUUUGAAUUUGAUAUAAUUACAUUUUAAUUAUUCCACUCUUUCAUUGCUUGUCUUACUUGGGUCCAAAUUAAACCGUUAUCUGUUAAGAAGUAGAAACAUAGUUAAUAAAUUGUUAAUAAAUUGAUUGUGAAUUUGAAAUAG